This is a messenger RNA of Elaeis guineensis (African oil palm), 1230 nucleotides long. RefSeq lists its product as uncharacterized. The record is from RefSeq and is a predicted model, not a curated record. NCBI's taxonomy places the organism in Eukaryota, Viridiplantae, Streptophyta, Magnoliopsida, Arecales, Arecaceae.
UAUUAGAGAAAAAGGGGCGAGGUCGGAGGCCGCCCCAUCUCGAUCAGAAGAGAAAAAAAGUUAGGGUUUGUGCUGCUCUUCCCAUCUCCCAGGUGAAUCUGUGCAUCCGAUCUCUCAAUCAGGAUUAGGUGGCUUCUGGCCUUUCAAGAAAAUAGCUAGGCAGGUAUGUCGAGCAAGAAGGAAGAGAAAGGACAGGCUGCAGCCGAGCGAAUCAAGGCUGCAGCACUUUCAGCUGCAAAGGGUCUCAGCCGUGCUCAAGCUGAGCGGGCAGCGGCAGCAGCUGCACGAAAUGUAAAUGCUUAUGGGCAGAAGGAAGAAGGGCCAAGCAGAUGGCAGGAAAGGAAAGAAGCAAAGCGGCAGAUGUAUCUUAUGAGUACAGAGAAAGCUGUGAAAUUGGGAGAGAGGAAGGAUCUAAAGGCAUCAGUUUCUUCUGCUGGUGGCGCAGCUGCUCAAUGUCAGAAGUGUUUCCAGUCUGGUCAUUGGACAUACGAGUGCAAGAACGAACGGGUCUACAUGUCACGGCCCUCGAGGACGCAGCAGCUCAAGAACCCAAAGUUGAAGAUGAAGCUCUCAGUCUCCUAUGAAUUAGACAGCCCUGAUAUUGGGAAGGAGCUGCAGGAUGAAAGGGGCCAGAAGAAAGACAAGGGUGAAGGGAGCAGGACAAAGAGCAAGAGGAAACACCGAUCAGGAAGUGAUUCAGAGGAGGACAGCAGUGAGGCUUCUGUUUUUGAGACAGAUAGUGAGUCUUCAGUGACCGAAUCCGACUACUCUUCCGCUGAGAGUAGUUCGAGCUACAGUUCAUCAGAUUCAGAGGAGCGCAGGAGGAGGAGGAGGAGGAGGAAGCAAGAGAAGAAAAGGCACCGGGGAUACAGCUCAUCCUCUGAUUCUUCUGAAUCAGAGUCAGCUUCUGAUAGUGAUUCAGAUGACAAGUACAGGAGGAAGAGUAGAAGGCACAGCCGGAGGCGCUAGUCUGGUUCAGAAGUAUGUUUGCUAAUUACAAUCCAUAAUAUUUUAAAUACUACUAUGGGGUGUUGUGUGCUGACUAAUUUGGGCCCUUAGUAGCUGGUUUAUAGGUCCAAAAGUAAGCAGUUGGUAUCAUAAUAUGUUCUCUUAACACUAUGCAUGCUUUCAGUUUGAGGGUCUUUGAAGUUAAUCUUUCGCUACCUGCUUAUUUCUGGUUCAGUUUGGUUUGGCAAUUGUUGGUGCUGCUCCUCAAAAUGUUAGUUUCAA